Molecule: messenger RNA, 440 nt
Organism: Coffea eugenioides
Lineage: Eukaryota; Viridiplantae; Streptophyta; Magnoliopsida; Gentianales; Rubiaceae
Exons: 3
Coding region: 18-323 (101 amino acids)
Source: RefSeq, a predicted model, not a curated record
UCAGGAUCUCACACCAAAUGGCUUUUAAUCAUUUUUUCUUCCUUGUUCUUGUGCUCCUUGCAUCUAGCGUGGUGGUGCUGGGGCAAGAUGAAGCUGGGGAAGCUACAGAAACCACCAAUGCUGUCAAAACUGCAUCCAGAAAAAUGCUGCCAAUUGGAGGACAGAUUAUAAAAAUGCUUGGCGUUGGAGUUCAUGAUGGUCAGGAAGGGAAAUGUUCACCCGCCGGGAAACCCGGCAGAUAUAAUCCAUGGGGCUGUUGUGGUGUCUGUGUGUGCGUCGUCGCUGACGUUACGGAUGAGGGUAGCUGUCUUGGUAUCUGCUGAAUCAUGCUAAAGCUCCAAGCUAAAAUGCUGCUAGCAUCUAAAUGAACAAUUAGCAAAUUGUUCUAGCCGUUGCAUAAAUAAAUGGAAGCAUGGUUCUAGUGUAGUAUGUUAUCUCCA